Messenger RNA from Drosophila santomea, 1431 nucleotides. RefSeq lists its product as uncharacterized. Lineage: Eukaryota; Metazoa; Arthropoda; Insecta; Diptera; Drosophilidae. The transcript is spliced from 4 exons. Gene Ontology annotation, molecular function: protein binding. Bases 198 to 1337 code for a protein of 379 amino acids. The record is from RefSeq and is a predicted model, not a curated record.
AGUUUCAGUUCAAAGCAGGAACAAAUUCACACCGAUACACACAAACACUGCUGUCAAAAAAAAAAAAGAAAGAGAAAAUCAAAUAAAAACAAGCUCUUUAUAGUAAAGGCUGCUUUUGCAGCCACUUAAGCCAGCAAAAAAAAAUAAAAAUAAAUGAAUAACUCACAAAAGACUAUUCAAAAACCAAAAACAGCAAGAUGAGUUUGACAGAGAUGAUGCGGGGCAAAUCGAUGCCAGUGGACAAGGAGAAUGACAUUAAACUGGCCCAACAUGAAUUUGCAACCGUUCGCAUAGUGCAAAUCGGAUGUGUGCUAAAUGUCCUGGCCGAGGCCAUCGAGCGGGUUAAGAUUUCGCUAAUCAUGCCGAAACUGCUGGAACAUCCAGGGCACAUGGCUAAGAUCCUGAAUGGAACCAAGUACGAAAGGGCAGUUCACCUGGUUGAAUCGUUUGUUCGUCGAAGAGAGUUCAUUCUGCGGGAGAAACGUCCGCCCCUGAUGGACCACGGCAUUAUCCAGAUCAUCGAUUUCUUCCAGCGGAACAGCCGGAUCUAUCUCCUGUUCCCCAGCUACUACAAUCACAUGGGUGAGAACGAGAAGAAGCUGCUGAAGGCCUUCGAGAUGCUCUAUGAUCUGGCCAAGGACCGCUUGUACAGGACCUCCACCGACGCCAUCGCCCAGGAGCGCCAGCUGCAUGCCAUGUACAAGCAGAACGAGGUGGUCAAGACGCAGGUGGAGGAGCUGCACCAGAAGAUCCAGGAUCAGAAGGCGGCCAUCAGGAAGCGCAUGGCCGAUAAGGAGGCCUACCUGCAGAACUACGAGGAUCUCCUCAUGAAGAAGAAGCGGGAGAAGAACGAGCGCAUCCAGAAGGAAAUCGAUCGGUGCACUCGUCUGGUGAAGGCCAAUAAAAAAUUAAGCUUAGAGCGACAAGCUGAUUUGGAAGAGCAGCUGCAGAAAACACGGAACAAUUACACUUUGACCACAAAUACGUAUUUAAAACAGGAGAAGAUCUUUCGAGAGGAAAAAAACAAGCUGCUUAUACAGCUACAAGCCCUCAUCAAGAAAUACGACCACAGCAUUGGCGAGAAGAUGAUCGAGAACAUGGAGCUCGCCGACGAGCACAAGAAGGCCAAGAAGGCUCUCGACGAAUAUAUGAUUGGAUUCCGAAAAGUUGAGCGCGUCUACAAGCAGAUCGUCGUGAAACGUGAGGAGGAGGAGGCCAGGCAGCGCCAGCAUCGCAUCCUUCUAUUUGCCAUGAACCGCGCAGCCAUCAAGAUCCAGAAAUACUGGAGAAAGUGGAAGAGACACAUGCGCAAGAAGAACAAGCGAAGCAAGAAGUGAAACCAUUUUGAAUAGUAAUCAAAAUUAUUAGUGAACAUCAAUUGCUGGUACUAAGUGGAGAACAUAAAAUUUAGGAAUUGAUUUUUUGAGACUA